This is a messenger RNA of Lodderomyces oxycetoniae, 1902 nucleotides long. RefSeq lists its product as uncharacterized. The transcript has a single exon. NCBI's taxonomy places the organism in Eukaryota, Fungi, Ascomycota, Pichiomycetes, Serinales, Debaryomycetaceae. The coding region runs from base 1 to 1902 and encodes 633 amino acids. The record is from RefSeq and is a predicted model, not a curated record.
AUGUCUCAUAGGUCAAACAGUCAUAGGUACGGUAGAAAAGGGUUACACGUUGGUAGAGCCCAACGUGGUAACUCUCAAGUACAUUCAAAAGCAAAAAAACCACAUGAGAAACGCUAUAGAAAGUACUAUCAUAAGCAGCCAUCUAGACGUUAUGCUUAUGUGGAAGAGCCAGAUAGUGAUGUUGAAGAAAGCGAUGAGACUGAAAUGGAGUAUGAAGAAGAUCCACAUGGUGUUUAUUACGACGACGACGAAAAGGAGGAGGACGAGCUGGACGAUAGUUCAAGUGAAAGUGCAUCGAGUAAUGAAGAUGAGGAAGUUUACGAAUUCCAGCUUGAACCAGUUGAAGAAGAAGAAGAAGAAAAUCUCUCUGAUGUCAACGAGAUUAUUAUUGACUCCGAUGGAAAUGAGUACAUUGCUGAGGCUGUUGUUGGCGAUGACUUGUUGGACUUUUUGACUGUAGAUUCAGAAAUUCACGAUUUAAAUGAUGAGAUUGUUGAAUUUUAUGGUAUCCAAGAUGCAACAAGUGACAGUGAAUCUGAAUCAAGCUCUGGGGAUAAUGAUGAUGAUGACGAUACUUCUUCCUCCGAAGAUGAUGCUCAAAUAUUGGUGCGUCUUAUCCGUGCCGACUCCGAAAAUGACUCUAGCAGCUCAUCAAGUGAUUCCAGCGACUCUGAAUCAUCAAGUAACUCCAGUGAAUCAGAAGAGUCUGAUGAUGAAGAGGAGGAGGAGGAGGAGAUAAUUGUCAGUCCAAAGGCUGCUGAACAGUUGUUACUUGAAGCUAUUAGACAAGAUUUUGAGGCUGACUUGGUUAGUUUGGACGAAUAUGAUUCAGAUGAAGAUUCAGACUUGGGUUCAGAGCCAGAAUUUAUUGAAAUUGAUAGUGAGGAAGAUGAGUUUUCUAGUGAUAGUGAUGAAGAGGUUGCUAUUUAUGAGAAUGCGUUAAUUUGUGGGGGUGAUGAAGAUGAAGAUGAAGAUGAAGAUGAAGAUGAAGAAGAAGACGAAUUUUCGGUCAUUGAUUUAACCGACGACGUAGCAAACAGUGCUGAUUAUAAUUUGGAAAAAAUUGACCCAAAUACAUACAAGUUGAAUGUCAGAUUUCCAUCAUUGGUAAAAGAAGAAUUGAAAAUUGAAUAUUUAAAGAAUGAAAAUGAGAUUGUUAUAAAGGGAACGAUGAAUUUUAAUGAUUCUGCAGAAACUGAUGACGAAGAUGAUGGCUGCUUGAUAGAGUUGACCCCUGCUGAAUUCGCAGAGUAUUCACUAAUGGAUGAAGAAGAUGAAGAAGAUGCCGAUUUCGAAGAAGGAGACGUGGAAAAUGUUUCAGAAGAAGAGUAUUCGGGAGAUGAAGACUCUUUAAUAGAAGUUCUCAAAGAAGGCGCCAGGGUUGCAAAAGCAAAGCGUGACAAAAUUGCGCGCGAAAUUUUAGAGAACGAGGAGGACUAUAAUGAAGAAUCAGAUGAAGACUACCAAGUUGGAAGUGAUGCAGAUGAUACUGCUGAGCUUGAAUGGUCCGGGUUUGAAGAAGAAGAAGAGGAUGAGGAUGAGGAAAGUGAAGAUGAAUUGAGAGACGAUUUGCUUCGGGCAGAAGCAUCUGAUGAUGACGAGGAAGUUCAAGAAGAUGCAGAGACCUUAAUAAAUGAGUACAAAAAUAGAGAAAUCCAUUUUGAGAAGCAUUUCCAAUUUGAUGAAUUAAUCAAGUUUGAUCAAAUAAAGGCAAGAUUUGUUGGAGAAGAUGAUUUGGAAUUAAUAAUACCAAGUGAAAAUAAAGCAGCCAUAGAGGGGAAAAACAGCAAUUCGUAUACAAUCAAAGUUGAACAACAAGAAGAUGAGGAUAAGGACAGCAGUACAACAGAAGAAAUUGAUAUUCAAUACUAUCGAGCGGAGCGAGAUAGUGGAGCACACUAA